Messenger RNA from Heteronotia binoei (common prickly gecko), 2517 nucleotides. RefSeq names its product oocyte zinc finger protein XlCOF6-like. The transcript is spliced from 6 exons. Gene Ontology annotation, molecular function: RNA polymerase II cis-regulatory region sequence-specific DNA binding; DNA-binding transcription activator activity, RNA polymerase II-specific. Gene Ontology annotation, biological process: regulation of transcription by RNA polymerase II. The record is from RefSeq and is a predicted model, not a curated record. Lineage: Eukaryota; Metazoa; Chordata; Lepidosauria; Squamata; Gekkonidae. Bases 266 to 2464 code for a protein of 732 amino acids. Gene Ontology annotation, cellular component: nucleus.
UCGAGUGCGAGUUUGUGCUGAAGGGGAUUUCGUUUGGGACGGGUCUGUCCGGUGUCUGAGGGAGAAGCCUCUCUUCAUAGCCAAGGGACUAAAAGCGUCUUUCCAGUCGGAGUUGAGGUGUCCCAAGAGAAGAGGAAGGAAGUGGAGGAGAAGGAGCCAGAAAGACCAGGAACUGGCAAGACAGCAAGCAAAGGCCUCCAUCCCACCCAAAGUGGGAGUGGGGUUGAAUUCUGGUAGCCCAGUGCCAGAGAUCCAUUAUCUGGUCAUGGCGAUCUCAGAUGCACAUUGUCGACUCUUCCGGCAAUUCCAGUACCAUGAGGCUGGUGGGCCUCGAGAGGUUUGCAGCCGGCUACAUCAACUUUGCAGCCAUUGGCUGGAGCCAGAGAGGAGCACCAAGAAACAAAUCGUGGACCGGGUGGUCCUGGAGCAGUUCCUGACUCUGCUGCCCCAGGAAAUGCAGUGCUGGGUGAGAGGGUGCAAGCCAGAGACCAGUUCCCAGGCGGUGGCCCUGGCCGAAGGUUUCCUCCUGAGCCAGGCAGAGGAGAAGAGGCAGGCAGAACAGAUGCGGGCACCAUCCAGGAAGACAGAGACUUCCUUCGCUGAGGCUGAACGGACUUCCUUGGAGGAGGCAUGGAGGGCGCAAGCCCAGGAGAGUACCCAAGAUGCCGUCUCCGGUGGCAGUGAAGAAAUGCUGUUCAGCCGUAGUCUUUUCGGAGGUGUGGAAACAGCUGCUUUACCUCCAGUCCAGUGUCCCUUUUCCUUGGAGGAGGUGUCUGUCUCUUUCACCGCAGAAGAAUGGGCCCUGUUGGAUCUGGACCAGAGAACUCUCUGCACAGAUGUCACGCUGGAGAUCUAUGAGAAUGUCAUCUCUCUGGCAGAGGAUGUACAGAAGAAUCAUGAGGGACAAGCACUUUAUCAGCCAUUGCCAGGUAGAGUUAAAAAUGAAGACUUAAAACAAAACAUCUGGAUCCAGGCAAGUACAUCCAAUCAAUGUGAAAAGUAUUUAAAAAAUAGAUGGCAGCUCCUUCUGCACCACAGAAUACACAGAAGGGCAAAACUGCUCAAAUGUCAAGUAUGUGGAAAGAGAUUCAGUCAAAGUAGCGAUCUUCAACGGCACCAAAGAACCCACACAGGGGGAAAACCUUUUGAAUGCUCUGAGCGUGGAAAGAGAUUCAGUCAAAGUAGUGAUCUUCAACAGCACCAAAGAACCCGCACUGGGGGAAACCCUUUUGAAUGCUCUGAGCGUGGAAAGAGAUUCAGUCAAAGUAGCGAUCUUCAACGGCACCAAAGAACUCGCACUAGGGGAAAAUCUUUUGAAUGCUCUGAGCGUGGAAAGAGAUUCAGUCAAAGUAGUGAUCUUCAACGGCACCAAAGAACUCGCACUAGGGGAAAAUCUUUUGAAUGCUCUGAGUGUGGAAAGAGAUUCAGUCGGAGUGGCAGUCUUCAACGUCAUCAUAGAACUCACACAGGGGAGAAACCUUUUGAAUGCUCAGAGUGUGGAAAGAGAUUCAGUGGGAGUGGCAGUCUUCGACGUCAUCAUAGAACUCACACAGGGGAGAAACCUUUUGAAUGCUCAGAGUGUGGAAAGAGAUUCAGUGGGAGUGGCAGUCUUCAACGUCAUCAUAGAACUCACACAGGGGAGAAACCUUUUGAAUGCUCAGAGUGUGGAAAGAGAUUCAGUUACAGCAGCAAUCUUCAUGAGCAUCAAAAAACCCACACAGGGGAGAAGCCUUUUGAAUGCUUUGAGUGUGGAAAGAGAUUCAGAACAUGCAGCAAUCUUCAACGGCACCAAAUGACCCACACAGGGAAGAAACGUUUUGAAUGCUCUGAGUGUGGAAAGAGAUUCAGUUACAGCAGCAAUCUUCAUGAGCAUCAAAAAACCCACACAGGGGAGAAGCCUUUUGAAUGCUCGGAAUGUGGAAAGAGAUUCAGAACAUGCGGCAAUCUUCAACGGCACCAAAUGACCCACACAGGGAAGAAACGUUUUGAAUGCUCUGAGUGUGGAAAGAGAUUCAGUACGCGUAACAAUCUUCAGCAGCACCAAAGAACCUACACAGGGGAGAAACCUUUUGAAUGUUCUGAGUGUGGAAAGAGAUUCAGUCAGAGUGGCAAACUUCAAAUUCACCAAAGAACCCACACAGGGGAAAAACCUUUUGAAUGCUCUGAGUGUGGAAAGAGAUUCAGUCAUAGUAGCUAUCUUCAUCGGCACCAAAGAACCCAUACCGGGGAAAAACCUUUUGAAUGUUCUGAGUGUGGAAAGAGAUUCAGUCAGAGUGCAAAUCUUCAACGGCACCAACGAACCCACACUGGAGAAAAACCUUUUGAAUGCUCUGAGUGUAGAAAGAGAUUCAGUCGGAGUGGCACUCUUCAAUGGCAUCAAAAAACCCGCACAGGGGAGAAACCUCAUGAAUGUUCAGAGUGUGGAAAGAGAUUCAGUCAAAGUGGCACUCUUCAACAGCACUAAAGAACCCACACAGGGGAGAAACCUUUUGAAUGCUCACAGUGUGGAAAGAGAUU